GUCUGCAAAUCCGGGUCCGGGAAGCCGGGGGAGCGAGGUGGUCGCGGGGUCCGCGGGCUGGGGAGCGGAAACCGGAUUCCGGUUACGGGGGGCCGAGGGAGUGGCGGACGGAGCGGUCUUCGCUGCUCGGGGCCCCCAAGUUCUGCGCCGCAGGCGCGCACCCGCCAGCCAAUCAGCGUGUAGAGCAGGCACGUCCCCGCCCCCAGCCCUGCUCCCCGCGGCGGGGUCUCGUGACCGGGCGCGGGGCAGCGGUCAAGGUCUGGCUGCCAGCGCCUCCCUCGCUGUGGACACGGGCUGCCCCGUCCCUCGGGGCGAUCCCACGGCGGAAUGAAGUGGGCGGUGAUGAUCCGCGAAACCCUCACAGUGCGAGCCCACGCAGACCCCGGGGAGGCGUCCGGCUGAUUAUGGAGUGCGGAGGCCCUCUGGCCAAAUCGUGUUGGUUGCUGCUGCUGCUGCUGCUGCUGCCGCCAUCUCAUAACCACCAGGGACAGGGUCUGAGACAGAUCACCCCCACCCAGGGGAUCCAGGACCCUCCUGCUGUGCACCUCAGCAAUGGCCCAGGACAAGAGCCUGUUUCUAUCAUGAUCUUUAACCUCACCAAGAUCACAAAAUUCUCCUCCUCCUUUGAGUUUCGAACCUGGGAUCCAGAGGGAGUGCUUUUUUAUGGUGAUAUCAACCCAAAGGAUGACUGGUUUGUGCUGGGACUUCGAGAUGGCAGGCCUGAGGUCCAACUGCACAACCCCUGGGCCCAGCUUACCGUGGGUGCUGGCCCCCGGCUGGAUGAUGGGAAAUGGCACCAGGUAGAAGUGAAGAUCCUGGGGGACUCAGUGCUGCUGGGGGUGGAUAAGGAAGAGGUGCUGCAUCUGAGACAGGUCUCUGGGCCCCUGGCCGAAAAGCCCCAGCCCGUCAUGAGGAUUGCAGUUGGGGGACUGCUGUUCCCCGCCUCCAACCUCCGGUUGCCGCUGGUACCUGCCCUGGAUGCCUGCCUGCGCAGGGAUAACUGGCUGGACCCACAAGCCCAGAUUUCAGUGUCUGCCCCCACUGGCCUCAGAAACUGUACUGUAGAGUCCCAACCUGGGAUAUUCUUCCCUCCAGGAACUCAUGCAGAGUUCAGUCUCCGAGAUAUUCCUCAGCCGCACGUAGAGCCCUGGGCCUUCUCUGUGGACCUGGGACUCCAGCUGGCAGCAGGCUCUGGCCACCUCCUUGCCCUGGGGACCCCAGAAAACCCUUCUUGGCUCAGCCUCCAACUCCAAGAUCAAAAGGUGGUGCUGUCUUAUGGGUCCGGGCCAGGCCUGGAUCUGCCCCUGGUCUUGGGACUCCCUCUUCAGCUGAAGCUGAAUGUGUCCAAAGUGCUCUUGAGCCAGGGGCCAAAGAAGAUCCUCGCUCUGCCGCCCGUGGGCCUUGACUCCCUCCUCAGCCUCUGGGCCCACCCCCAGGGGCGUCUCUUCCUGGGGACUUUGCCAGGAGAGGCCUCUUCUGCCUCCUUUUGCUUGGACGGCCUUUGGGCACAAGACCAGAGGCUAGACAUGGAUCGGGCCCUGAGCAGAAGCCAGGACAUCUGGACUCACAGCUGUCCCCAGAGCCCAGGCAAUGCCACUAACACCACCCAUUAAAUCCCCACCUAAGAACUCCCUUUGAACGU
Messenger RNA from Myotis lucifugus (little brown bat), 1642 nucleotides. RefSeq names its product sex hormone binding globulin (gene SHBG). Lineage: Eukaryota; Metazoa; Chordata; Mammalia; Chiroptera; Vespertilionidae. Gene Ontology annotation, molecular function: steroid binding. The transcript has 9 exons. The record is from RefSeq and is a predicted model, not a curated record. The coding region runs from base 405 to 1613 and encodes 402 amino acids.